Carassius carassius (crucian carp) is the source of this 1698-nucleotide messenger RNA. RefSeq names its product THAP domain-containing protein 1-like. The record is from RefSeq and is a predicted model, not a curated record. Lineage: Eukaryota; Metazoa; Chordata; Actinopteri; Cypriniformes; Cyprinidae. The transcript is spliced from 5 exons. The coding region runs from base 1 to 999 and encodes 332 amino acids.
AUGCCAAAGGAACAAAAAAAGAAAGACAAAAACGACAAGAGGCCAAGUGAAGAAGAAACGGAGGGGAAUUCCCUAUCCCUUGCUGAACAUGAUUACUGCGGGUCAGAUAUGGAGACGGAGAAUGGCAGCGGAGGAAAGAGGAGUUUUGAGGAUGCGUCUGAUUCUCCACCUCUAACUCCUUCGAAAGCAAGUCUGGCAAAGUCUCUAGAAUUUCAAUCUGGGGAAGAAUGCAAAGCAAAGGUAGCCAGCUUGGAGAAUGAGGCCCUUCUCCUGUGUAAAGAAAUUGAUAUGCUUAAAGAGAAAGCGAGAGAGAAGGAUCGUUACUCCCGGAGAUGGAAUUUAAGGAUUAAAGGAUUGAAGGAGUUAUGUGAUUGUUGUUUGUGGCACAGGUUUGCUCUGGCGCGGCCGGACAUCUGUGGGAGAUGGCUGGCUGCUAUUAAGAGAAGAAACUUCAAACCCACCAAGUACAGCAACAUCUGCUCUCAGCACUUCACCAGAGACUGCUUCAAGCAUGAGUGCAACAACCAUGUGCUGAAGGACAACGCUGUGUCCUCGCUCUAUACCUCCAGCAGACUACAGACGGAGGUGACUCCACGCCUAACCACGCAGCAUCUCCUGAGGAAACCUUCAGCCCAGACUCCUCUGAGUCUCCCAAUGUCUGAUGCUGAAGAGACUCCGGCGGAGCAUCCGUCUGAAGCCCAGCCCGGCCCUGACCACUCCAGCACUUUUGUCUCCUGCGACCACAACUACACGGUGGAGAACACUGUGCAGCAGAAGAGAAGCAUCGAGAAGCUGCAGGAACAGCUGAAGAAGCUGCGCAAGAGACUGAAGACGGUGCAGCAGAAGUGCAGGAGGCAGGAGAGACAGCUAAAGCGCUUCAGAGCCAUGAGACAGGUCCAGAAGCCCAGCAAAGACACGCCACUGGGAGAUGGCUACGUCAUCCUGCCCAAAGAGAUCUAUGACGUCCUGAGAGGAAUAGAGACCGUCGGAGCGCUGUGAGGGACGGACGUCGAGCGAGAGAGAGUCACGGUUCUAAAGGGGUUUGACUUCUUCUGUCUGUCAUGAUCUGUGUUCUGUGUGUGUGAACGUGUUCUCUGUGACUGAAGGAGGUUCUGAUCACGGAUCUUUGUGGAACUGAAUGUUCUUUCAGGAGAAGAUCGUCCACUUCAGAGCAGAACUAACUCCACAUGCAGUAACUGCGUGAGAGGAUUCAGGUGUAGAAUACAGAGAAACUGAACUCUUUAGCUCUUGUGAAGAUGGUUUGAUGCCAUGAGACUCGACCGACGCCAUGACAAACGCUUCAGUUGAUCAGGUUCUCAUCAUCUACAGAUCUGUUGACAUGUUUGUUCUGUUAUUAAAUGUUUUUUCUCAUUUAAACCUCUAGAGUUUAUACUGACUAGUUUGUUUUGAUUUGAUUAAUGUUGUAAGAUGACCAAACUGGACUUCACUAAACACAUCUUCAGCAGCCAUAGAGUCUCAUAUCAAAGGGCUUUCAGCUGUUCGUUGUUGCUUUUUCACCUUUGCUUGUUCAUUUAUUAUUUACAAAAAACUUUAAUAAUUGUGGAAUCAAUUUAAGCCAUAUAUGGGUAAAAGUAUAUUUUUGCUGGGAAAACUCGUUGCCUUACAGUCACAGCGCAGUUGUUCAUGUGUUUGACUUUCAAUACAAGGCUCUCGUUCUUGACCUGAGUUUGUGCUCGA